Molecule: messenger RNA, 2723 nt
Organism: Cucurbita moschata (crookneck pumpkin)
Lineage: Eukaryota; Viridiplantae; Streptophyta; Magnoliopsida; Cucurbitales; Cucurbitaceae
Exons: 8
Coding region: 1488-2537 (349 amino acids)
Biological process (GO): cortical microtubule organization
Cellular component (GO): cortical microtubule
Source: RefSeq, a predicted model, not a curated record
GCUAGCGCCUGCUCGACACAGGCAUCCCACAUGCUCAUCCCUGAGAAACUGAAAGUCCAACGCUCACCUAAAAUAAAAAGCGCGAACUGGUCACGGCACUAAAAUUAGGAUCUUCCAACGUUUCUUCUUUUUCGACAUCCUUUGCCGCCGCCAUUUCCCGCUCCCGCUCCCGUCGCUGUUCUGGCGCCACCGGCAGGUGCCUCUAGCUUUCUCUAUCGUUCGUAGACCGAGUUUUCGGCGAAGAUUGUAAGACUUUCCGUAGUCUAUCAAUCUCGCUUCAAGUUCGUGGAUUCAAUAGUAUUACCGAAGGAAAUAACUGAUGCGUUGGGUUGUUUUAUGUGCUAGUAAUAUUUGGCUGCAUUAUUUAGGGACUGUUCUUGUGGCAUUUCCUUUCAAAGGUUCAAACCUCAGUUCACGCAGCUAUGGAAAUUUGAUUUGAGGCAACUGGGGAUGAGCAUGUGGGAUGCUUAUGUCGAGCAGGCGCUUGCGCAGCGAGGGUUGCUCCAAUUGCUCAGGUCUUUGAGACCCAUUACGCCAUCACUCGAGAAACUAAAUUCCGUUGACGACGAAUCUCCCAUGGAAGCGAAAGAAGAUGGUGAAUUCAAGGUGUUCGAUGAAAUGCAGCCAUGGGAUAGGAACUCUGUGGAGGUUGAAAUUUCAGAAUCCACUGUCCAGAAGCGGCUUCUUGAUAUUCCCAGUUCCGGUAUGCUUCCUUGCUUUUAUUAUGUGGGAAUGAAUGCAUUAGAACUUGAAUGCCAUUUUGCAUAUUUGAUAUUGUUGACAUUGUCAGCGCAGUGAGAAUCAAUAGACUACAAAUCCCUUUCUUGAGAGGACAUUGAGCCAAAAAACCUUUCGCUAUUGCUCUAGACAUAGCAUAAUAUUCAACUUUAGUGAAGGAUUUCUUUUGAUAUUUUCUCCAUUUCAAUUUUGACCCAGUUCGUUCUCUAGAACUUCCGACCUCAUCGAGACUCUACCUCUUUCUGAAAGUAGGAAAGGAGAUGAGAUAGAGAAAGCGUUUUUAACCUAACCCCACUUUAUUGCAUCUAAUAAUUUUUCGGAUCUUGUCAAUUUGAACAUAGUUCAAUGGGAUAAUGCACGAAUUACCCUCUCAAUUGUUGAUGAUUUGAUCUCAUUCUAUGUUUGUUGAAUCCAACAACCUGAUUCAUUUUCAAGACCUCGUGCAUUGGUGGUAAACUAGCCGUGAAUGGACUCAGGCCAUUACACGCAUGGACGGCACAACUGAUUCAAUUACUUAAAAAGAGGAAUCUGGUUUCCAAUGAUUCUUAGAGCUAACACUGUCAUUUUCCCCAAAGACGUUGAAGCUGCCGGCGAUGAUACCCAUUUGGCUGAGUUUUCGCUUUCAACAAAGCCAAAAGGGUCCUCUAAUUUGUUCUUAAGACCUCCUUUUCCACUAAAACCAGUCUCCAUUACCAUUGCUCAUUCGAGAUCCAAGGAACAAAUUUCAGAAGCUUUUCUCAAGAAAAAAAAUGGGAACUCCCACCAAUGGCAGCAAAACCAGAUGGAUGAUGGGUCUGCAUUUAAAGGGUCGAAAGGAAAGCGACAAUGAAGAUCUUCAUCUGUUCCGGGAGCUGCAUAAGCGUGGCAAGGAACGCACUGCCUGCUUUCUUCUUCCCGUCCAUGACCUUGAACACAGCAAUGGUGGGAAUUCUCAGUUCUACAGAAUUCAACCAAUCAGAAAAGAGUCUGAAUUUGAACUCCUUUCUGAGGGCAACAAAAACGAUUAUGAUUGGCUUAAAACACCACCUGCAACUCCUUUGUUCCCAUCUUUGGAAAUGGAAGCCAUUGCUCCACAUAUGAAAGCUCAGAAAGAGACCAGAUUUCUCCAGCUUCUCUCACAGCCACAGUCUCAGGCUUCUAACAAUUCAGAAUCAACCAAGAGAAGCAAUGGAAUUGAGAAAUCUCCCACUACAAAUCCAAGAAUACCAUCCAGAUCCAUCACUCCCAGUUAUAAACCACGCAUCAAUUCAUCAACUGAACCCAAAAACACCCAAAGAAUCACAAACCCAAACCAGAGAAUCUCUCAGGCAUCAUCAACAGACCCCACAAUCAAAAGAAACAACAAUAAAACGAAAUCCACAAAUCUUAAAGAAAGCUACACAGAUUAUCUAACAUCAAACCUCUCCAAGCCAAAGGCAAAGUCAAAUCCAAACCCAAAUCCAAGAAGUAGAACGACAUCUCCAAUUGUGAGAUCGACAAUAGCAUCUCAAAUUCCAGACUUCUCCAACGAAACACCUCCGAAUCUGAGGACCGAUCGGUCGAGCUCGGUGACGAGAGGGCGGCAGGUAGGAACUGAGCAGAAACCAGAGACGAUCAACAUCAACUCCAGAAGGCAAUCGUGCUCGCCAAGUGUGACGAGGGGGCGCAAAGUGGAGGUGAAACAAGAGAUUAACAGGGGCGGAAACUUGAGUAAUGAUCAGAGAAGAACUGAAUCUACAAACAUUAUUGGAAGUCGAAUGGUGGAGAGAGUGAUGAAUGCCAGAAAAGGAAAUAAAAAUGCUUCAAAACUCUGUGUUUAGUAAAUUUUGUUAACUUAAUAUCAUGCUAAUCUAAGAGGAUUCGAAAUCUGGAUUCAAUAUUUGACGGCUUGAUAUCUGUGAAUUAUUGGGCCGAGCUGGAUUUGAACCCUACACCCCUCGAGACAAGGCCAUGAUACCUACUUUUCUUGAAUUACUCUAAGAGUGAAGAAUAUCUCUACUGAUCAA